CUUUUCAUCGAUCGGAACAAACGUUAAGUUCAGCAUGUAAUUCGCAAGAAAAUCAAGUGAAUAAAGCUGAUUUACCGAAAGAUCGACUAUGGAACUUGGAAAAUUCUUCGUGCUGGUUUUGGCCUGCAUUUUGCUCGUUUCGGGCAAUGCAGAUGCCAAAUUCAAACGCGGAGAAAUCUCUACGGAACAGGAUAUGGCCUUCCUUGGGCAAUUUUAUUUCCAAAACAGGGAGGACAACAUCCUAAACUUCACUAUCACAUACCCCGCUGACCAAUGCUGCUAUCGACUCGUCAUAUUUGAUGAAAGCUAUGGACAGUGGGGAAGUAUACGACCGAACGAAGAUAGACUGACCUGUCGGGGUAAAAUCGAUAAGGUGAAGGAUCUUGAAUAUAAAAUUAAAUUGACUGGCCUUGAUCCUACUUGUCAGUUGAUCACUGAUGACAAUGGUUUCAAAUGGCUUGUUUGUCAAGAUACCAUCACCUUCGAAUCCCGACAGCGACCACAGCACUACUUCGUACAGUUGGCAAAUUGUAGGAGUAAUAGAAAGGGAUUGAGGAAUGUCUCGUACACCUUACAUAUGACCAAUGGGAAAAAUGGACUCUGGACGGAAUUUGCGGAGAACCAGAAGUUCAUGAUGGAGACUGACUUGGCCUUCUUUCUUGGAUACGUGGCGAUGACUAUCGUGGCUACUCGAUUCAGAUACGUCUUGUCAUUGAGGAAACUACUGCACCUAACCUAUCGGUUAUUCUACAGCAGUCUGUUCUUCAAGACAGUGUGUCUUCUACUCCUAAACAUCGAUUUAUCGAGGUUUGCCCGGACCGGACUUGAAAUGACUAAGAUGCAAGACGCUGCUGAGGUAUUCUCGUGGCUGUCUACGGUUUUCUUUGUGUGUGUUCUGCUGCUUGUGUCAAAGGGGUUCUCUGUCACCAGAUCUCAGAUAAGCCUACCUGGAACAGUGAAGACAAUAGUGUUUGGUGCGAUCUACUUGACCUUCUACACAAUCAUCUUAUUUGACCAACGUGUGUUCCUUGACCCCCAAGACAUCAUUACUAGUAUGACGUCACUAUCAGCAAGCGGUUUGAUUGGCUUAAAGUUUACAGGCGCUAUCAUAUUCGUAUACGGCUGUAUGGUGACGAUCAAGAACCACCCAAGAAAGGUGCCCUUCUAUUUACCAUUCGCUAUCUUCUUUAGUGUUUGGUUUGUAGCUGAGCCUACCUAUCGACUUCUAUCCUUGUACGUCUACCCAGUUCUGAAAAGUCCGAAUAUCUGGAAUGGGAUUGACCUGGCUUUGUCUUUUGCUGGACAUGCCUAUUUCCUGUAUUUAACGCGACCGGGCCGUCUUAAUAAACGGUUCCCUUUCCAUUUGCGAGCAGGCAAGGUUUCUUUCCGUAAUAUCGAUGAGAACGUAGAAGAUCUCUAUGCUCCUUCGAAGGACUUUUAUUCAGUUUUUCAAACUGGAAAGAAAUCGAAUACCAGAACUGGACCGGCGUUGACUAUUCCCGAAGAACACCAGCACUUCGAAACACCUGUGGUGGCUUUCAACGCACCUUCUGAAGAGUGCCUGGCUGUUCUUCCUCGACCAUCCUCACCUGAUAUACCAACCGUGUCUGCUACUGUCGACCUGUCGUACCGAACACCCUCACCGGUUAUACCAACGGUAUCUGGUACUGUCCAGAAACAUACACCUGCAACGUCCUCGGUAUUUGUUUCCAUGCCGUCCGUAAUGGCUAGGCAGUCAUUUAAGAUCACUCCUGCUGUCUCACCAACCUGUAAGAUACGCAUGGAACAAAUUCAUGAGGAAGACAGGACGGCAGUUGAGAUAUCCACGGCUUCUGUUCCUAAUGGAGGGUUCUCUGUAUUCUGCGUCCAGAAACAACCGGACACUGGAACUUCUCCUGUAUAUGAUUCCAUCACAAAGGAACACAAGGAUACAUUACAAUCUGACGAAAAGCUUGUUGCUCCAAAGGGAGGAUAUUCGAUCUUCUCUGUGAACAAGCGACCGGACACACUGUCUUCUUUCAAAAACACUGGCAUGGAUGUAACGGAUCAAACACAGAACAAUUCUGUGAACAAGGAGCAACCCAGUGGUAAGAAUGCCUGCAGCUUCCUGCCAAGGAUCACACCAUCCAUCGAAUCCAGUGUUUUAUCUUCUUCUUACAUCAUCAAAGGAUCCGACUCUGAUGCCAACUGUCCUCUGGAGAAUCUGCCAGCGACAUGCAAACCCUAUCAACAUCAAGAGCCUCUGAAGACCAAGGCUCCUUGGGAAUCUGUAUCUGAUGAUAAGGUGAAUGAGACCAGAGUUGCUGAGAAUCCUAAACAGAUUGCCAUCAGAUCAGUGGAUGACUCUGUCUUUCAAUCUAAAGACACAGAUGAAACCGAAUCAUAUAGCCAGGUCAACGGCGGCACCAAAGUGAGGCUAAUUCAAGUGCGAACAGCUCAACAUGCCAACUCGCCGUUAAUGAACACUGGAGAAUCCGAUUCUGAUUCUGAGGUACCUGAGAUCCAAAGCCAGAAUAACAGCGGCACUCCAAAUGUGAGGUUAAUUCAAGUAAAACCGGCCAACGACCCAUACGUGAAGAUCGCUACUACCAGGCAAUCUAGACCUGCCGAUCAAGCUUUGGAGAAGAGUUCAACUAAGGAAUGCAACAACACCGUCAACAGUGCACGCUUCAUCACCGUAAAACCAGUGCACGAGCCUCUGCCAACCUUGGCUAAUCGUGUAUCUGCUGCUCUAGUCCAGAAAGCCCUUGAUGCUACGAAUGAGACCGUCCCAGAAAUAAAAUCAGUUUCUGACGAUAUUACAAUCUCCCAGCCAGAGUCUUCUUCCUUGGCAACGAAUGACGUGCUCCAGAUCAAGAAUCUCGGACCUGUUGUAGAUUCUCAAACGUGGCAGUACCCGGUUCCUCCCCCUAAGAUCCAGAACUGGACCACCGAGCCCCUGGAGCAAUCAAAGAGCCAAGUCACCAACAUCGGACAAGGAAAAGUUUCUGACGAAAAUUUCCUCAAUCUAGACAAUGGUCAUCCAACCUGUCCAAGUGAAACAGAUAUUGCUUCAACAUCUGGGGAUCACGCUCUUGUUCCUGUGGCAAAUGGAGGGGACUUUUCGAAGCCUUCUAAAAAGACCCGGAAGGAGCCUUCACAAAGACGAUUCCCCAAAUCAACCAACCCGGGAAUGACAACGGAUACCUCUUCUCAUAACCAAAAAAUGGCUAUGGAUUCAAAGACAAAGAAGAAGAAGCUCAAGAAAUUCCUAAAGCUCGCACGCAAGCACAAGAACAAGCCUGCGAAUGAGGAUUAGGAACUAACAUAUCACUUCAACUAUACUGCAAUGAUUGAAAAACAAACCGGAUACCUUUGGGCCAUAAACAAACCUUCACUUCACCUAGUAUAUUAUCCCAUAAGAAAAAAAAAUGGGCAUGUCUUUGGAUCAUUUACCGAAACUGAAAAAAAAAGAAUUUUCAAUAAGUCUUAGUUACGAACUCUAAAAUACAAUUUAUUUUGUUUAGGAAAAACGCUAAAUAUGCAACAGGUCAUAUAUAGAGAGCCACUAUUAACUGAAGCAAUCAGUGGGCUUUAAUUUCAUUAAAAACUGGCAGAGUUCUGAAUGAUGGUUACAAACAAAUUCAGGCUUAUUCAUUUAUUUCCAAAAGGAUAAUGGUAUGUUAUAUUCUAAUCAUAGAAAACUUUAUUUCAGGUUUGAUUUUCAAAGAGAAUUUAUUUUGCAGUUUGAGGAGUCCAUUGUCAUACUCUUCAACCACUAAUGAUUAGUUACUUAAAAAGUCAUAUUGAAAUAAUUAAAUGACGAAUCUUGAACAUACUUGAAAAUUGAAUUCAUUUAACUUAAUGAAACAAGAAUAUUGUCAACGAAAUGUAAUUUUGAGAAGUAUGCAUACCUUAUUGGAAAUAAAGCUCUAAAACAAUCUGCAGAUACUGACAUGCCAUACAAUGAAUCAAGCUUUGUUAAGUCUCAUUCUCAAUAAAGAAAUAUUGAAAUAAUCAACGUUUAAAACGUUCUUGUUUCUGAAUGUGUGAAGUAAGCGCAUAAUGCGAGUGUGUGUGUGGUUAUGUGGGUGUCCGACCAUGAAUAUACCAAGAACAACCAUCCUUUAAGAGCACGGAAGGCAUCAUAAAUAUGUAUUCGAUUGACUGGACUGCAAUUUUGAUGACCCUUUUUAUGAGUUUAGUUUUUAACAGGAUAUCCGAACAUCCAAUGCAAUAUUUGUUCAUGUAUAGAUUUCAGUGUAAAUAUUUUUUGUUGUUUUGUAGGUACUUUUCGACGAACGUAGAGGGCGUCAAGUGCUGGUGCUCUCUACGUUCGUUGAUAUUUUUAUAAAUUUGAAUAUUGAUUUCAAUCUGGUUAUAUGACGUAACAAUUCCAUUUCUUCACUUAACUGAGUUAAAAAAGGUAAGGAUAUAGAAAAUGAGAAAGUUGUUUACUUCCCGCUCUGUAUAGGGUACUCAAUAUCAACAUUGUCCAGUUUUUCUUCUCUCUCGUGUGCGGAGCGGACAAACAAAACAUAUACUUUUGGAUGUUUUAUUGAUUUGGUGCAUUGUUAAUAUAAAUGUUAUUUAUCAUAGCGAAUACGUUAACGUCGAAUGUAGGCAAUCAAACAUUGUUAUUUAUAUUUUUUCUAUGGAUCCAUAGUGUGUAUGUUAAAAUCCUAUACAUUAAAAACAUGCUUAAUAAGAUAUUUUUGAUGCUUCUAAUACUAUGCUUUUAAAUGAAUAUUGAUACUUUAGCAUGUCUCAUGUGCUGAGUUUUCCUUUUGAAAAAAGCCUUCUAUUCAUUGCCAAAUAUACGAGGAUAAACGAAAUAGUAUAUAAAUAACAAUUUGGACUUCUAACACAAUUAUAUUGAUGUAAUUUGUUGAAAUAUGUUUCGUUACAAUGGGGAGACUCGUUAAAGAAUAUUGAAUGCACAAAAAAUAAUUCGCCUAAAAACAAACAGCUCUACAUAUGCCUAUUUCUUAUUUGCAUUGAUUAUCAUUGUAAUAUGUGAAAUAAGUGAAUCAUUACGUUACGAUGAUGGCGUGGUCUUAUUUGCAAUAAACUUCCAAACUGCUUAUAAGAAAUAAAUUGCCGGGAAUGAAGAUUUUGACAAUCAAUCAUUAUGGUGAUUAAGUUUGCCGAUCAAAUUUGGAAUGUAUAACUUAUAAAGUAAAUACAGCCUGAUAUGAAAGGAUAUGAAAUGAAAAUUGUAAUGUUGAAAGUAAAAAAUGUAAUUAGUCAUUUCUAAAACCAAAACUGUCACUUGUGUGGAUUGUUUGAGAGCUUCGUAACUGAAGCCUAUAUUUUCACGUAAACUAUUAAAAACAAUUGAUUAAAAAUUGUUAACAUUGAUUUCUUGCCUGGUAACCUAAUGUAUGUAAACAUAAUCUUUUUCUAGUUGGCUAGCUUUUGUAUUGGUAUUAAAUUCGAUACCACAGCAUUAAAAAUAAAUAGAUGUAUAUACACAUAAUGAAAUCUAUAGUAGGCCUGUCGUGGAACGGUUGAAUAAAUCCAACUCGGCUUUGUAAUUAUGCGAGAACAGUUCUUCCGUGUGUUCCAGGAAAUAUACAGUGUACAUUGAUUUAUUGAUUUUUUUUUGGCUGUAAAUAUUCACUACAUGAAUGUGAUCAUUUUUGUGAUAAUGUAUUUCCCUUUAUUGAAAAAAAAAUCAUGCUUACUUUUUAACGUAAAACAUUAAAAAAAAAAUAUUACAGCACUGUUGGUAUUGCCAUCAGAUGGAUUAAAACUAAAUUUAUCAUAAUAAAAAUAGAAGAAGCCGGGUUUAAAGAUUUACAUGGGUGACCCCCUGCCAUCCCCUUCUGCGUACUACCACGGCUGACUAUUAUAUAUCGAGACAAUAAAUCCGAAUCCAGUGAAGUCUUGGGGGGGGGGGGUAGGGCAUCCAAUGAAGAACAAAAAACUUCCAAUAGAUCAGUAUGCAAUGGGACAGGUGCAAUGCUAUAUCCUUUGUUAGUCAAGAGAAAGUCAUUCAACUUUUGUCUGCAUAGAUGAUGGCAUUUUAUUCUGAGGAAAGAAACUAUUAGUCGAUAGAGCAUCUUUGUUUAAUUUCGUUUCUUUUUUCUGCGUUCAAGGAAAGCAAUGAUUAGAUGUUAUAAAAGAUAAACAGUAGCAAGAGUUUAAAGUAACUGAAAAAAAAACGUGAUGUCGAGUACAUAAUUGAAGUCACGAUUCAGUUGAAAAUAUAUGCAGUGUGGAAAGCAGGAGACCGCCAUCUCCAGUG
Molecule: messenger RNA, 6229 nt
Organism: Lytechinus pictus (painted urchin)
Lineage: Eukaryota; Metazoa; Echinodermata; Echinoidea; Temnopleuroida; Toxopneustidae
Product: mucin-2-like
Exons: 20
Coding region: 89-3298 (1069 amino acids)
Biological process (GO): response to pheromone; G protein-coupled receptor signaling pathway
Source: RefSeq, a predicted model, not a curated record